AUGGUUGGGUCUGGGCCACUUCUCACUCACAUAUUCCUCACCUCCUUCAUUUCUCUCCUCGUCCUCCACAGAUCUCGAGUCUGCUCUCGUGCAGCCCCUGCCCUCCGACUUCAAGAUGGACGUGUUAGGCGGGUCACUGGACUGUCUGCGUCAGGCCCUGGGACGGUGAACAACACCUACACCCUCGCCCUCCUCGCCUACGCCUUUACCCUCGCUGGAGACGAGACCUCGAGGGACAGCACCCUCCUCCGGCUGGACGCCCUCGCCAUCAAUGAGGACGGCCAGACCCACUGGGGGCAACGUGAAGGUGGGGAGGAGGGGUUGGGGCAUUGGUGGAGGGCCCCCUCGGCUGAGGUGGAGACGACAGCCUACGUGCUGCUGGCCCUGCUCCCACCCCCCAACAUCAGCCCCACCCAGCUGCAGCGCUCCUCCCCCAUCAUCCGCUGGCUGGUCCGCCAGAGGAACUCGUACGGAGGCUUCGCCUCCACACAGGACACAGUGGUGGCCCUCCAAGCCCUCUCCCUCUAUGCGGCCCUCACCUACUCCCCCGAGCCCCUCUCCUCCGUCUCGCUCACUGGCCCCAGUGGCUUCCAGCGGCUCCUCCACAUCGACGCCCACAACCGGCUGGUGGUGCAGAGAGCGGCACUGCUGGCCCCUGGCACCUACAUCGGCAACAUCACCGGCACCAGCUGUGUGCUGCUCCAGACGUCUCUCCGUUACCACACACUGCCGUCUGCCGGUGCUGCCGCCUUCCAGCUCUCCCUCCACCUGGAGCCGUACGGGAAGACGGAGGCAAAGCUGCACAUCGACGUCACCUACACGGGAUCCCGCAACGUCUCCAACAUGGUGAUCGUCAACGUGAAGAUGCUCUCCGGGUAUUCCCCCCAGACCACGAUGCCUGUGGGUGUGAGUCGCAUAGAGUCAAAGGACGGACAUUUCCUGAUGUACAUUGAAAAGAUGGACGCCGGCCAGACCCUCCCCCUGUCCGUCCGCAUCUUCCAGGAAUUCCCUGUGGAAAACCUGCAGGAGGCCCAAGUCUCCGUCUACGACUACUACGUGACCGACGAGGCCGCCAUUGCUGGGUACAAGUGGCCCACUUCAAGCAAGGAGUAGCAAAUCAUGGAGGAGGCCGCGGGUCGAGUGGGAUGAACACAGAGGCUCCCAGCGCCGGACUGAAGCCGAAAACAAUCGUCA
Amblyraja radiata (thorny skate) is the source of this 1194-nucleotide messenger RNA. RefSeq names its product alpha-1-macroglobulin-like. NCBI's taxonomy places the organism in Eukaryota, Metazoa, Chordata, Chondrichthyes, Rajiformes, Rajidae. The transcript is spliced from 10 exons. The coding region runs from base 1 to 1113 and encodes 370 amino acids. The record is from RefSeq and is a predicted model, not a curated record. Gene Ontology annotation, cellular component: extracellular region.